Messenger RNA from Candidula unifasciata, 726 nucleotides. The record is from the annotation of a GenBank genome assembly. Lineage: Eukaryota; Metazoa; Mollusca; Gastropoda; Stylommatophora; Geomitridae.
AUGGUGUCUGUGUGUGUUUCUUUUACAUUAUGUGUUGUUUACCUUGGAAACUUAAUGGCUGCAUCUUGCAGUUCACGUUUUCUAAAGGGCAAUGAACUGCAAGGCAGCAAGCUUUUCUUCAAAGGGGAACUUCCAUCAGAGUCAGUGGCGACACAGUUUGGCAGCAUUGUUUUGGAAUGUGAGGUCGGCGGAUCACCACCACCCACGAUCCACUGGCUCAAGGACGGAGUGCGACUGCUGCAGGACGGCUCACAUAGCGACGAUGAAGCUUCAUACGAAGACUCAGUCAGCUCAGGAAGCAGACGUGGAUUGAGGCUGUCAUCCACCCGAUCCAGACUGUAUCUCGACUGUGUUGGUGAAGAAGAUGAGGGAGUGUACACAUGUGUCGCCGAGAAUGCCAUGUUGAGAAAGUCACAAUCAACUCGUCUCCGAGUGGGUGAACCAGCCCGUAUUUACAUGUGGACUGUCUCCAGACUUGAAUUUGAAAACAGUAAAGUCCAGCUUUUCUGCAGAGCAGAAGGCAACCCUGAGCCCACAAUUACUUGGUAUGAUAGAGACAACAAGCCCAUUGAAAGUGAUGAGAACUAUAGAAUAACUAAAAGUGGUGAUCUGAUUAUCCGUGACAUUACAUGGCUAGAAAACAUGGGUGGAUACACUUGUGUUGCAGAUAAUGGAUUUGGCACGGACACAGCACAGACGUUCUUGUACCCUGUAAGUACAAAUUAG